This is a messenger RNA of Eleginops maclovinus (Patagonian blennie), 3893 nucleotides long. RefSeq names its product protein phosphatase 1, regulatory (inhibitor) subunit 11 (gene ppp1r11). Gene Ontology annotation, molecular function: protein serine/threonine phosphatase inhibitor activity; protein phosphatase 1 binding. NCBI's taxonomy places the organism in Eukaryota, Metazoa, Chordata, Actinopteri, Perciformes, Eleginopidae. The transcript has 3 exons. Bases 241 to 612 code for a protein of 123 amino acids. Gene Ontology annotation, cellular component: nucleus. The record is from RefSeq and is a predicted model, not a curated record.
UUACAUUCUAACCAGCACCUCCUGCAGCUUGACUCUGUGUUAGCAAAAUCUCAGCGCACUGUUGAACGCCUCAUAAUUUUCUAGUCAACAAGCUUAAUUCACUUUGGGAUUUUAAAAACCACAGUGUGCUAUUAUAGCCGUUAACGUCACAUUACAAACGCUGUCUAUCACUGACAGUCCACUCCGGUUCUUGGUAUUUUAUAGCUAGCUAACGGUUGCGUUAGCAGAGCAGCUCCAGGGAUGGCGGAGGUUCCCGGGACAUCGAGUGAGACGAUAACCGAGACUGUUCAGACGAGCACACCGCCGCCGCCCCAGCAGGAGGGACGCAGCCUGACAAUCAAGCUGAGGAAGAGGAAGACAGAGAAGAAGGUGGAGUGGUCCAGUGACACCGUCGACAAUGAGCACCUCGGAAGAAGGUCCUCCAAAUGCUGCUGUAUCUACGAGAAGCCCCGACAGUUCGGAGAGUCGUCCUCCGAGAGCGAGGGAGAGGACGACGACGAAGGAUGCGGCAGCGCUCACUGCAUCCUUGGCCACGGCAGGAGAGAUAACGGACAGACGGGGGGCGGGGGGGCAACGGUGCCUCCAAACUCUGGGGGGUCACACAGCCACUAAUGUGGGGGGGGUCUCGCCACGGCAAUGACACGUACAAACUGCACUCUUCUUUUUUUUUUAGUUUAGUCCAUCACUGAGCUGCAGAGGAAGCAGCACAGACAGGGAUCACUGAGUCAGCAUAAUCACACACCCUGCUCCCCCCCAAAAAAGCAUGCACAGUGACAUGCAUCACACGGAAUACAUGUUAAAUGUGUAUAGAAGGAUAAAGGCCAGUCUUUCUGCAUGUUUUAUCUCCUUUACUGCAGAUCACUCUCACUGCUGAGCAUUUUCCAAAGCAUGCCGGUAUAUUUGAAAAGAUUUCCAUUGACAUCCAUUCACUUCACUCUGCUGACAGUAAACUCUGAGGUGUGUGAUCACCAUAGGAACGCCAUGCUGGCUCUGUCUCUGUCAGAGCGCUGCAACUGUUUUCUUCUUUUGCUGAGUAUUGUCUUAAUUAUUAGCAGUAAUAUUUGUACAUAACAUGGGAAGAAAGGGAAGAACGUCUCUCACGCUCUCCACGACUCAAGGUGACGAACAUUAUUCAGAUAUGCAGUUUGUAUGACAAAGAGAACACACUUCUUCCUAACACACUGCAGAGACUGAACACAUGAGCAGAAUGAAAUCAUCUAAAUAGUUGAUGAUUGAUUUUCUCUACAAGUGAAUCCAAGGAAGAGGAUCAUGGCCAUAUUUGAACAUGAGAAAAAAAGUUGUUAGGAUGUGGCCAAAAGUUUGCUUUCUCAGAAUUAUGGGACGAACAGACAGCAUUGGUCUAUUGGUUGGUUAUUUAUACCUUGUAAUAUCAGUUGACUUUGUUUUUGUCCAUACAAAUAAAGAGUGUCCUUCCAAAAGUGCAGUUUCCCCUGAAGUUUAAGAUAAAAUCGUCUUGAUGACCUGAAGAAGACAUUUGAAAAUACUUCCUGUUUGUUUGUAAAGAGAGGAAGACGUCCCCUCGUUGGUUAAAGACACUGUCCGUUUAUAUUGUCAUAUAUCACAACUCAAAUUUGUUUCUUACUUUUGGCCACAUCAGGAAAAAGUCAGAACUCUGAGAUUUAAGUCGAGAAUUCAGAGAAAAAAGCCAGAACUCCACAUUGGUUUACUUUUGGUCACAUCCCAAAACCUUUCUCAUGUGGCUGUAAUCCUCUUCAAAUCAGUUCAGCUUUAUUGAAAAUUCCUGUUUCUUAGUUUAUUUAUUAAUCAUUUAGUGAGAAUGUAGGGUCAGGGUUGACACAUUCUCUUUAUUAAAUGGUUUGUGUAGUCCAGAAACAUUUAAUAACAACAAAUUGGCUUCACAGUUUUAUGUAUAAAUGUAAAUAUAUGUAAUCACCGCCCAAUGUUCAGUAGAAGAAAACAAGCCUUCACAGAGAUGAGCUUUGAGCUUUGGAAAAUGGUCGGCAGUCGUGUAAACAUGAUGUCAUAGCCAAAAUAAACUGAAAUAUGUCAAAGAAAAAAACUGUUGGGUGUGAAGUGAUGUGGAUCAUUUGGGAUUCUCCUGUACAGCUGAUGUUGUGCUGACUCAGCGCUAAGCAUGGCAGCCGCUGUAACCCUUUAACAUCAUAUCACCACGCCAACACCUGUCACACUUUCAUACUGCCUAUUAAAUCUCCGUCACCCUUUGGGAAAUGUUCCUCAGCAGGAAGUGUUUGUGGUUUUUCGUGGAGAAAAAGCUGAAAAGCUCAGAGGGUUAGAAACAGGAAGCUGUGUCCCCAGCUGCAGGGGUACUUCCUGUCUGAGGGCAGCCUCAGUGAGGACUGAGUGUGUUAUCCUCCUCACAGCACAUUUCAUUUAUUCAUAUGGUGGUUUCAUUCCAACAUGCAGAUACUAGCAGUAUAUCUCACUUUAAUUGUGACGAUUGUUAGAAGAACAUCCUACUCCACACGCUUCAGCACCAUCACUCUUCAUGAUCACUUCUCAAUGAUUUGACACGACACCGGGUUUUUCAGUUCUUCCAACGGAUUCUGUUAGGUGUUUUACAGUAAUGACAUAAUCCCAAAUAUAAAUAAAACAAUGUCAAUAAUUACAAUAAUUACAACACAUGGCAUCAAUUAAGAACAAGCUAUAAGGAGAUUUAAUUACAAUCUUAUUAAUCUUAUUUAAUAAGAACCAUUAACACAACUACACUUUUUUAGAACUAAAGAUACCUUCACUAUUAACCUCGAUAACCUAACCUAAAAAAAACCAUCAAAUCCAAAUCCUGAUAUGCCUAUGGUCUUAUAUUCAAAUGUAAAAAGGCAAAAGAUUGUCUCUAUCUAGUUUAAAGUCUUGGUUACAGUAAAGUGUUGGUUAUCACUUAGUCAUUAUUUCCCCUUGACUGAUGAUGGCUCAUCAAAAAUCUCAUUGCGCUAAUAGAAUGAACAACAUCGUUGCAAAAUUAAAGUGGGCGUUUGAUAAAAAAUGCAGUGACUUAUCGCCCAGUCAUGUUUGAAACCACGUUGCUUUCAUUAGUUUACUGUUAGUAUAAAAUAUCUGAUUGAUCAAUAUAGUCUUGGCGUGUGUUGGGAGAACUGGAUUACUUUAUCUGGCUAACAUCGUGUAAACCUGGAUCAGUUAAACGACACAUCAAGGACUUCAAGUUGUGUGAAAUAUAAACUAAAAACCCAUUUGGUUGAUUUUUGUAAUGACUGUUUGCAGAUCACUCUGAAUGUGUUAUUUCUUCAUUUAAAUUAGAUUCCAUGAGACCUCACAGAGUGAUUGUAUUUUUAACAUUUAUAAAUCUUUCUGCUCAAUUGAUGGUGAGAUAAAUCCACUUGACAAUCCUAGAAAUAAUGACGUGUUGGCAUCUGAAAAAUUGUUGUCAGAGAUUAGACACCCUUAAUCGUCCUGAGUUGUGAAUAACAUAAAUAAUUUGUGUGGACAAAUAAUGAUUUCCUUUUCAAAGCCGCCAUUAGUCCCCUUUAGAUCCCGCUGCUACAUGUCCACUCUGACUCUCUGAGCUCUGCAGGCCUCGUGUUUCAUCAAGUUUUAUUAUAAUGGUACUAACAUGUCAGACAGGUGACGGUGCUGGCUCUGUACUCAUGUCUUAGCUAUGACCAAAAGUCACCUGAGGCAGGCUCCAUCAUCAUCAUCAUCAUCAUCAUCAUCAUCAUCAUCAUCAUCAUCAUCAUCAUCAUCAUCUUCAUCUUCAUCUUCAUCUUUCUGGUCCUGGUUCAGAUAUGUGACAGCAUGAGUUCCGCUCGGCCGCCUCUGCUAUCUAUCACAUUGUUACAUAUGUACAUUGUUCUUGUAAUGGUGAUGCACCUUUCUGUAUAUACUGUUAGCAUAAUGAGAGCAGACUUAAUGUGAAAUAAAGUUUAUCUGUGAUUCAG